Molecule: messenger RNA, 765 nt
Organism: Dalotia coriaria
Lineage: Eukaryota; Metazoa; Arthropoda; Insecta; Coleoptera; Staphylinidae
Product: troponin C, isoallergen Bla g 6.0101-like
Exons: 3
Coding region: 129-593 (154 amino acids)
Cellular component (GO): myosin II complex
Molecular function (GO): calcium ion binding
Source: RefSeq, a predicted model, not a curated record
UACGGCCGCCUGAAAUAUUUUAAAAGUUUCGAGCUUUGUAGAUUCCGUAGCUGUAGUUCUCAGGACUUUGCAUAGCUCACAUUCAAGUGUUAAACUUUGUGUAGUGAAAUCACACAACCAAAAUCACAAUGGCGGAAGAACUUAACAAGGAACAAAUUGCUCUGUUGAAGAAUGCCUUCGACACCUUUGAUGUUGAAAAGAAGGGUUCCAUCGGCACCGUGAUGAUCGGUACCAUUUUGGGCAUGUUGGGUAUCAACAUGACUGAGAAAAUGUUGGCUGAUAUCAUUGCUGAGGUCGAUGAUGAUGGCUCCGGUGAGUUGGAGUUCGAGGAGUUCAUCACCCUUGCUUCCCGAUUCAUGGUUGAGGAAGAUGCUGAAGCCAUGCAACAAGAACUUAAGGAAGCCUUCCGUCUCUACGACAAAGAAGGUAACGGCUACAUCACCACCCACACCUUGAAGGAAAUCUUGAAGGAACUUGACGACAAGAUCACCGGCGAGGAGUUGGACAUGAUGAUUGCUGAAAUUGAUUCUGACGGUUCCGGCACUGUUGACUUCGAUGAAUUCAUGGAAGUCAUGACCGGCGGUGAUGACUAAACGCAUUCUUUCGAGGUACAUAAAUCAUCUAAUACAUAAGCAAAAUUCCAUUUAAUGUAACCGUUGUUUUGGACAUACAUUCAGUUCCUCUUUUGCAAUGCGAACACAUAUCAUGUGUACCUGUACAUAUCUCGUGACCAGAUUGUGAAGUCAUUAUAAAAGUUACACAAUA